This is a messenger RNA of Cyanidioschyzon merolae strain 10D, 309 nucleotides long. RefSeq lists its product as hypothetical. Gene Ontology annotation, cellular component: mitochondrion; L-cysteine desulfurase complex. Gene Ontology annotation, biological process: iron-sulfur cluster assembly. The record is from RefSeq and is a predicted model, not a curated record. The coding region runs from base 1 to 309 and encodes 102 amino acids. The transcript has a single exon. Lineage: Eukaryota; Rhodophyta; Bangiophyceae; Cyanidiales; Cyanidiaceae.
AUGCCGGAGACACGCUUCCAAGUUUUGCAGCUCUACCGAGCGCUUCUACGUGCGUGUGAAGGUUUCGCAGACACCAACGUUCGUGCGUACGCCAAGCGCCGCGUUCAAGCCGGCUUUCGAGAGAACCGCAACCUGCAGGACCCCCAACGAAUCGAUCAGCUUCUCGAGAAGGCCCAAAAAGACCUAGAAAUGGUGCGAAGACAGACCACGAUCAGCAAGCUCUACCCGCCGCCUCCGUACGUUGUGGAGGCCACGACAAGGGCCGUACGCGAACGAGGAGCGGCGGACGUGUCGCGUGAGCUACCGUAG